Messenger RNA from Cornus florida, 2179 nucleotides. RefSeq names its product microtubule-associated protein 70-5. The transcript is spliced from 11 exons. The coding region runs from base 213 to 1919 and encodes 568 amino acids. Gene Ontology annotation, molecular function: microtubule binding. The record is from RefSeq and is a predicted model, not a curated record. NCBI's taxonomy places the organism in Eukaryota, Viridiplantae, Streptophyta, Magnoliopsida, Cornales, Cornaceae. Gene Ontology annotation, biological process: cytoskeleton organization.
UUCAUAACAGGGGAAGCCCAUCUCUCUCUUUGCGGUCAAUUCCUUGGAAGAAUGGACUCUUUCUCUUUGUCUUUCUCUUUCUCUCUCACUCAUACAAAAAAAACAAAAAAACCAAAGCUAACCCCUUUUAAUAGCACCCUUAAACCUGCUUACCUUGUAAUACAUUGGGGUUGUGUUCUUUGCAUUAGUAACCACCAAGAAAGAAGCCAAAAAUGUCGGGUUUUGAAGAACAGCUUUCUCUUGCCCAUCCUGACCCUCUUGUCUUAGAGCUCAAUAGAUUGCAUAACCAACUCAAAGAAAAGGAUAGGGAGUUGGGACAUGCUCAUAACGAAAUCAAAGCAUUGAGAGCAACUGAAUUCCUGAAGGAUAAGGCUGUGGAAGAGCUUACAAAUGAACUUAAUAAAUUGGAUGAGAAGCUGAGUCUCUCUGAAGAUCUUAUAGAGCAAAAGAAACUUGAAAACAAGAGACUAACUGAUGAGAAGAAAGAUGCAUUUGCUGCACAAUAUGCUGCAGAAGCAACUCUUAGAAGGGUGUAUGCAGAGCAGAAGGAUGAUGAUCCUGUUCCUAUUGAGUCCGUAAUUGCUCCUCUUGAGGCUGAAAUCAAAAUGUACAAGAACGAGAUUGCAGCACUACAGGAAGAUAAGAAAGCUUCUGAAUGGCUCACAAAGUCGAAAGAAGCAGCUUUGCUUGAAGCAGAGAGGAUUCUGAGAAGUGCUCUUGAAAGGGCUUUGAUAGUAGAGGAGGUUCAGAAUCAAAACUUUGAGCUGAGGAGACAGAUUGAGAUUUGCCAGGAGGAGAACAGAAUUCUUGAAAAAACCAAUCGUCAAAAGGUUUUAGAGGUUGAAAAGUUGAGCCAAACCAUUAAGGAACUUGAGGAGGCCAUUUUGGCUGGUGGGGCAGCUGCAAAUGCAAUUCGUGACUACCAGCGACAGAUUUCUGAACUAAAUGAGGAGAAGAGGACUCUGGAGAGAGAACUAGCAAGGGUUAAAGUUUCUGCUAAUCGAGUUGCCACUGUCGUGGCUAAUGAAUGGAAGGAUGAGAAUGACAAAGUUAUGCCUGUCAAACAAUGGCUGGAAGAGAGAAGGCUGUUGCAGGCAGAGAUGCAACGUCUUAGAGACAAACUAGCUAUAUCAGAAAGAACAGCUAAGGCAGAAGCACAACUCAAGGAAAAACUGAAGUUGCGGCUAAAGACCUUAGAAGAAGGCUUAAAGCAUGUGUCAAGCUUAUCUGUCAAUCCUAAUGCAUUUUGUGCAUCACCAAAACCUGAAAAAUCCAACAUCUUCUUUGGGAUCCUAUCAAAUAAAAGCGGACUAAAGAAGAGGUCUACAUCACAGCCAAGGGCUUCCAUGAUGAGUAACAAAUCUCCUCUGCAGCAACCCAAUGUAGAAAAUGAAACAAAAGAUGCUGGUAGAGAACUGAAACGAGUAAAUAGCUUGAAUAAGAAAAAUGCUUCCAAAGAAAAUCUGCUGAGAAAAAGUUUAUGGGCAUCUAGAAGUAAAGUGGUUGACAGUGAUGAGAAAGAGAAUACAGAAAUGAAAGGGAACACUAUCGUGAAUCUUGAUAGGUUUCAUGACAAUGAAACCAAAGGUGGCAGCAUUGAAGGGUCACAAAAUCUAGGAAGUGGAAAUCCUGAUAGAGAUGAUAUAGUGUCAGGGUUUCUGUAUGAUAGGCUUCAGAAAGAGGUCCUCAGUUUGAGAAAGUAUUGUGAGGUGAAAGACAACAGUUUGAAAACCAAAGAUGAAGAAAUCAAGAUGCUCAUGAAGAAGGUCGACACACUGACAAAAGCAAUAGAAGUAGAGACUAAGAAAAUGAAAAGAGAAGCAGCGAUGCGGGAAAAAGAUUCAUUGUCAACUAAGGUAGACAACAACAAAAAGAGUGAAAAAACAAACUCCUCAAAAAGGCUCACAAAAGCAUCUUGAGGAUACUAUCGGUCAUGAAAAGCUGAAGGUGAUCUGGAAAUCAGUUGGUUCAUCAACCAUGUUCAGUGAUUCUUUGGAUGUAUAUAUGUGAAUAAAAUUUGAUUUGAGUGAUGAGCUAAGUCAAAAUAUUGUUGUGGUAUGUUAUGAAAAUGGAAAUGAGCUUGUAAGUUGUAACAUCUUGAGGGUGUGUUCAUUACAGUCAUGUUACGAAGAUUUCACAUGGAUGAUAUUCAAUACAAUGUUUAAUUGCUUAUGUUUUU